UAACCAGUAAAGAUUUGUUGAUGUAGCAUUCUAGAACCCCAGUAUUUAACCUAGUUGUUAUGGUAACGGUGGAACCCAGGUUUCUUGCUUUCAGUUUUCCCUCUCCAGGCAGAAAACAAUUCCAGAGGAAGAGUGGACGUAGAGCUCAGUGUUGGGUAUGAGGCUCCAGUUUGCUAGAAUGCUUGUGGAUUUAACCAUGGGGUUUGACUUCAUCUGACAGUUACCCCAUCUUUCCUGUAGUCGAUUAGACUGGUUUAAAAAGCAGCCAGGAUGGGCCAGGGAGACUUGAGGAGGAGGGUUAGGGUCACACGGAGGAAUCCCUUUCAGUUCUUGUCAUGGUCAGAAGCUCAUAGGAAAGCCGUAAGAAAGAACAAGAAAGCUGGUCAGCCAAAGGACAAGGACAAUGCUUUUAUCUUGGAUGCCAGCAGUGAGCUGUGUUAACAAUAGAGCUCUGUGCCAUUGAGUUUGAGAGCGGGGAACUACAUGACAUUGGGACUUGGGAGCUGUCCUGCCCCUAUCUAGCCAGCCAAAGUGAAUGGGGUCAGUGUUAGCUGCCUUCAUCUAUGCAGUCACAAAGGUAAAGAUGAUCCUGGGAGCACAUUCCCUCCUGGGAGGCCUUGGCCUCACGCCUCAGCAACCGUGACAAGACGUGCUAAAUAACACCUUUGUUUGAGCCAGGGUUAUGCAUCGUCUACACUUGUAUGCCAAGUCUAGGUGGUUUCAGAUCAAGCAGCGACGACGUGGACAUGACCAUCCCUCGGUGCAGCUCGGAAGUAGAGCCACUCCCUCUGCCUGCCUGUCAGAGCCCUAGAGCCUAAGAAGUUCGCUGCUGCUGAGGGGGAUGGCCAGGAUUCCUGGACUUGGAAGAUCUUCAGCUCCGUCGUCUCUGGAGAACAAGGAAGACAGAGAAAGCGAUGCAGCCCUUCUUAGUCCCAAGGACCCUGACAGGGUACACGCGAAGGAGCAGCUGGCACAUCCUGCGUCUUCCAACCUUGACCCAAGCAUGCAAGGCCUCCCUGCUGGACUCAGCCUGGACGAUUUCAUUCCUGGCCACCUCCGAGCACAUGUGGGCUCAUCCCCCCGGGGGACAAGGGUGCCCGUGAUCCGUAAUGGUGGCUCCAACACCCUUAAUUUCCAGUUCCAUGACCCUGCGCCCAGGACUGUGUGCAAUGGCUAUUCCCCACCCAGGAGAGAUGGUUUCCAGCAUCCAGACCCAGCAUGGUAUCAGACCUGGCCAGGCCCUGGGAACCGGCCCUCUGCGAGCCCAAAGCAACCUGCGCCCCAGCACGCCCAGAAUUGGUCAGCCACAUGGACCAAGGACAACAAGCGACGGGACAAGCGCUGGGUGAAGUACGAGGGAAUCGGGCCCGUGGAUGAGAGCGGCAUGCCCAUUGCCCCCCGAUCUAGUGUUGACAGCCCCAGAGACUGGUAUCGGAGAAUGUUCCAGCAAAUUCACCGGAAAAUGCCAGACCUGCAGCUGGACUGGACCUUGGAAGACCCACCCAAAGUGGUUUCCUCACGUGCAUCUUCCGCAGACCCCAGGCAUCCAGGGCCCCAGCAAAAACCUGGCUCCAGGUCUGGCCCAGCAGUGACGUCCAGCGGAAGAAACUGGAACCAUUCAGAAGAGACAUCUAGAAACACCUUUAACUAUAAUUUUGGAUCAUCCUCUUCAGGGCUCCAACACCCAAAUCAGGUACCCAGACAUCAAGAGAAAGUAGAGAAUGUCUGGACAGAAGACUCCUGGAACCAGUUUCUGCAAGAACUAGAAACUGGGCAUAAGCCCAAGAAACCACUGGUGGAUGACCCUGUUGAGAAACCUGCACAGCCCAUUGAGGUCCUGCUAGAGAGAGAACUGGCCAAGCUGAGCGCAGAGCUGGACAAGGACCUGCGGGCCAUUGAGACCCGUCUGCCAUCCCCCAAGAACUCGCAGGCACCACGACGGUCCCCUGAGCAGCCAGCCCCAGAGCAGCGGCCCUCCGCCCGCACUGCCUCAGCCUGGAGGCCCAGCUCCCCGCAUGCACCUUACUUCGGUUCUUCCCGAUCCCUGAGCCCCCACAGAAUGGCAGAUGGAGGAGGAAGCCCCUUCCUGGGACGUAGAGAUUUUGUCUACCCUUCCUCAGCCCGAGAGCCUAGUGCCUCUGAAAGGGGUAGCAGCCCUGCGAGGAAGGAGGAGAAGAAGAAGGCUGCCCGGCUCAAGUUUGACUUCCAGGCCCAGUCCCCCAAGGAGCUGACUCUGCAGAAGGGUGACAUUGUCUACAUCCAUAAAGAAGUGGACAAGAACUGGCUGGAGGGGGAACACCAUGGCCGCCUGGGCAUCUUCCCGGCCAAUUAUGUGGAGGUGCUGCCUGCAGACGAAAUCCCCAAGCCCAUCAAACCGCCCACAUACCAGGUGCUGGAGUACGGAGAUGCUGUGGCCCAGUACACCUUCAAGGGAGAACUGGAGGUGGAGCUGUCCUUCCGGAAGGGGGAACACAUCUGCCUGAUCCGCAAGGUGAAUGAGCAUUGGUACGAGGGGCGCAUCACCGGCACAGGACGCCAAGGCAUCUUCCCGGCCAGCUAUGUGCAGAUAAACAGGGAGCCCCGGCUGCGGCUCUGUGACGAUAGCCCCCAGCUUCCCACAUCACCUCAUCUGACAGCCACGGCUCGCCUACCCAGUCACCCCAGCUCCCCUUCAGUGCAAGUGGACUCCACUGACUGGGGAGGUCGGUCCUCCCCUCGCCGCUCUGGCUUCUCCUUCCCCAUCACCCGCCAGGAGCCCAGAUCCCAAACCCAGAAUCUCAGCACUCCUGGACCAGCCCUGUCCCACCCUCGAGGCACCAGCCGUCCCGUAGACGUGGGGGCCUCCUCCCCAAGCACCACAGAGAUACACUGGACUCCGUACCGUGCAAUGUACCAGUACAGGCCCCAGAAUGAGGAUGAGCUGGAACUUCGUGAGGGGGACCGCGUGGAUGUCAUGCAACAAUGUGAUGAUGGCUGGUUUGUGGGUGUCUCCCGGAGAACUCAGAAAUUUGGGACAUUCCCUGGAAAUUAUGUAGCCCCGGUGUGAGUGGUCUCCAUGGCAAUUUGGAGCCAACGAGAAUGGGGUGAGGAGCAGUAGCAUUAUGGGAGUGAGAGAGGCCCCCCCACAUCCUCCCCCCAGGACCUGUGCUCCCAGCAUCUGCAGAAACCCUAGCAACCUUCCCUCUGAGCCCCCUCGAAGUCCCCUGGACUGAUUGCCACCCGCGAGUCACAGGCAUUCCUUUGACAGCCCCCCUCACCACCCGCAAAUACAGACAUCUGCUCUGAUGUGGAGGCUGUCUCCAGGCCUUAUUGAGACCAGACCCCUAGACCCCCACCUCCCCAGCGUUUCCCCUAAUGAAGACUGGCUCUCGCUUCACCCCCAUGGGGUUCCUCUAAUAAGGACCGGCUUCCUACCCUGUGGAGACCAAAGGCCUCCUCCCAUUUCUCACCGGCUUGCCUGCCUCCAGCUGGGCCUAGAAGCAAGGGAACACUUUGUCAGCCUUCAAGGCCCAGUGAGAGGCCUUGCCUCAAGGGGCUACUGAGCCCCUGGGUAGGGCCUCCACAUACACUCUGGGCCCUCCCGACUAAGGCCCACAACUGCCCUUGACCUAUCAGAAGACAGAUCUACAGGGAAACAUGCUUGCUGCCCUAAUUUCCAGCUCUUCCCGGUAUCUAGGUGCCCUCUGGAAGAGAAUGUAAAAUAAACAUGGAUACCAGG
Mesocricetus auratus (golden hamster) is the source of this 3718-nucleotide messenger RNA. RefSeq names its product sorbin and SH3 domain containing 3 (gene Sorbs3). Gene Ontology annotation, molecular function: protein binding. NCBI's taxonomy places the organism in Eukaryota, Metazoa, Chordata, Mammalia, Rodentia, Cricetidae. The record is from RefSeq and is a predicted model, not a curated record. The transcript is spliced from 22 exons. The coding region runs from base 842 to 3046 and encodes 734 amino acids.